Aureobasidium subglaciale EXF-2481 is the source of this 2526-nucleotide messenger RNA. RefSeq lists its product as uncharacterized. Gene Ontology annotation, cellular component: Mre11 complex. Gene Ontology annotation, molecular function: protein binding; damaged DNA binding. Gene Ontology annotation, biological process: mitotic G2 DNA damage checkpoint signaling; double-strand break repair via homologous recombination. The record is from RefSeq and is a predicted model, not a curated record. Bases 1 to 2526 code for a protein of 841 amino acids. NCBI's taxonomy places the organism in Eukaryota, Fungi, Ascomycota, Dothideomycetes, Dothideales, Saccotheciaceae. The transcript is spliced from 3 exons.
AUGUGGUUUCUCGAGUGUGAGGGCGACUUGUUCGAGCACAAGCGACUAUGGCUUCGACCAGGCACAAAGCAUGUCGUCGGACGCACCUCCAAGCCCGAGCCAGGCCAACGAAUCCGAUACAUUGAGAACUCGUCCGUGUCACGCAAACAUCUGACUGUCGACAUUGCGCAGCCCGAGGCUGGAGAGAGCAAACUCCUGCAUGCAAAAACGAAGCUCACCGUGACCGACAACUCCAAAGUCGGCACCUGGAUCAACGACGAACGCCUGGAAAAGGGCGCAACCAGAGCGUUGGACAGAAACGACAACAAGAUCAAGCUGGGCAACUACGAGCACCUGUUUCACAUCAGAUGGCAGCCCAAAGUCUUCUCCUUCCCUGCCCUUCCUCGCGCCUACCGCCAGCUCGAAGAUCCUCUCAGCGAACAGCGCAUAUCCCUCGAGCCUUUGAGCAUCAAAUGCGUCGUCGAUUAUGUCGCCCAAUACACCUCGCACCUGGUCGCAAAGAAGCGCAACACGCCAACCACGCUGCAAGCUCUCGUCAACGCUCGCUACAUAGUCACCGACGACUACCUGAAAGAGUUACAGAACAUGUCUCUUGACGCGCUCGAACAAGACUUUGAUGCAAUAUGGCCCGCCGAAGAGCCCUACUCGCCCCCACCCGCCAACGAACCCAAUCCUCGCCCUGACAAAUCGCCUGAUUUUCUGCCCAAUCCAAAGCGCUCCGAAAUGUUUUCGCAAUACACCUUCAUCUUCAGUGACCCUGGACAGCAUGCCAACCUUAUGCCUGUCAUCACUGGUGGUGGUGGAAAGGCCUUGUGUCAUCCCGUCGACAAUACCGAUUCAGACACCCACAAGCUACUAACCUACGUCCGUGAAGUCGCCGGCAAAAAGUCUGACAGAGCAUUCAACCUUGGUCAACCGUCUACAACCAAGGGUGGCAUCGUUGUGGUUCGCAUCGGAGGUUUCAAAGAUUACCAGCCCACCUUCUACGACCGUGUUGAUGCUGCACUUGGUCAGAGCAGUAUUGAGCAGAACGAGCUGUUGGAAGUCGUCCUUGAUGCCGAUGCUGCCAAGCUGAAACGACCUGCCAAAGUCGUGCAAGUAGUAGAAGACACGAACAUGCAUGACGCAGCCGAGCCAUCACUCCACCAACCCUCAAACUCUCCGGCUGCACGACGACAGUCUACAAGGGACGCCACGGAGAUUCCAUCCGCAACACCAGAAGAUGCCGCUUCUGGUCCAUCUCAGCAGGACGUGGCAACAGGCAAACGACGUGGACGCAGACCUCUGACUCAGACAAAGUUCAAAGGCUUUGACGAGAUCGAUAUCAAUGACUUGCCAAAAUACCGUUCUCCCUCCCCCUCGCAGCCUCCUUCCUAUCAGACAAGCCAAGCUCAUUCGCCAAGCGCAAUGCAUGAAGACGAACGUCCAGAGAGCUCUCAUCCAGCACCGAGUCAGCACACUCAGCGUUCAACGAGGAAGAGACCGCCGCCAGAUGAUGGAGAGACACACCAGGACAUGAUGGCCGAUAUGCUGCAGGGUGCUGCCAAGAUGAAGAAACGCCGCAUUGAGGCAGGAAUCGAAUCCGCCACAACCCCCGUGGAACCCUCGAUCGAGGAACUCCUGCCAGCACCUGUGGUAAAGAAGGUCAAGAAGCGCAAGGACAAAGAGGUCGACGUGCGAGCCAUUCUCGCAGAGCGCCAACAAGCAGAUGAAGAUAGGCGUCGCGAAGACGAAGAGAAGCUCCGCAAUCAACUCGAGGGCAUGGACGUCACUGAUAUGCAGAACCUGGCCCAGAUCGAAGUCAUGGAAAUUCAUCGUGAGCCUCCACCACGCUCAAGGCACAAUGUUGAAGCCGGUCACGAUGACCGGUGGGACGAACGCUGGAAUGGUCGCAAGAACUUCAAACGUUUCCGAAGGCAAGGCAACGCUGCCAACACUCAGACUAGAGCUCGCGUCUUUGUGUCGCUGGAGGCAGUGGAGCCAAAGUCUUACGGCACGCAGGAUGACUACUUCCUAGAGCCGCGUACGAAAAAGUCUCAGAGAAAGGCAGGAAGAUCGCAGCAGACUCAAGACAGCGCAGAUGUCGAAGUCAUCGCAACACCUUCAUCGCUCAAUGGCAGUGGCACACAAUCACAACGCCAGAAGAACGGUACGACAAAUAGCAUCUCCCUCAUAUCAGACAGCGAGAAAGACAACUCUUCAGAAGAUGGAAACAAUACGUCACGCUUCCGCCGCCGUAUCGCAACUUCUCGCAAACAAGAUGCCGAAGUCUCACGUUCUGAAACCAUACUGCCGGAAGAGAUCGCAGGUACAGCCAGAGAUCAAGACAUCGCCGAUGCAGCCAGACAGGCCAAGAUUAGUGCUUCUUCUCGGACACAACCGGGCAAGAGAACAGCCAAGGGUGUUGUCGAAGAAAGAUUACAACCGAGAAAGAGGGUGCAGCGGAGACCUAGUCCUGACGAAGUCUCGGAUGACGAGAGUGAUGAUGAGGAAGCCAGUACCAGAUUCAGACGUAGGAAGAAGUGA